AUGCAGAUAAUGGGAACCCAAAUAUUGUCCCCAAAUCUCCCUGUCUCUCUCUUUCCCCUCCCCUCUCCUCCCCUCUCCUCUUUCUCUCCCCUCUCUCCUCCCUCUCCCUCUCUCUCUUCCCUCCCCUUUCUCCCUCGUUUCUCUCCCCUCUUUCUCUCCCUCUCCCCUCCCUCCUCUCCCUCUCUUAUAUCCCCUCUCUUCCCUCCCCUCUCCUCGUUUCUCUCCCCUCUCUUCCCUCCCCUCCCCUCCUCCCUCCCUCCCUCCUCCUCUCCCCUUCUCUCCCCCUCGUUUCUCUCCCCUCUCCCUAGAGAACAAUCCCUAGUUUCCUCUCCCCUCUCUUCCUCUCCCCUCCUUUCCUCUCUUCCCUCUCCCCCCCCUCCCCCCUCUCCCCUCUUCUCUCCCCUCUCUUCCUCUCCCUCUCUUCCCUCCCCUCCCUCCCUCUCUCCCCUCUUUUCUCCCCUCUUCCCUCUCCCCUCCCCUCUUCCCUCCCCUCAUUUCUCUCCCCUCUUCCCUCUCCCCCUUCCCUCCCUCUCUUCCUCACCUCCUCGUUUCUCUCCCCCUCAGGGGGCCUCUCUCCCUCCCCUCUUCGUUUCUCUCCCCUCGUUUUCUCCCCCUCUCCUCGUUUCUCUCCCUCUCCCUCCCUCCCCACCAAUCUCUCCCCUCUCUUCCUUGGUCCCCUACUUACUAAAAACCCUCCUAAUAAAAGUUUAUCGAUCGCUGUUGCAUUACUCAUCACCCUCCUCUUCUGUCCACUCUGCCUGUCUGUCUCCUCUUUCUCCCACUCACCAUUUCUCAUUUGCUCCUCUCUCUACCUUCCUCUCUUUUUCUUCCUUAUUGUUUUCUCCUUUUCAUUCUCUUCCCACCAUUACUACAAAAUUUGCUGACAGAAUAGAUUUCUUUCUCUUUCUCUUUUCAGCAUUCUCCCCUCCCCACCUCUAA
Molecule: messenger RNA, 939 nt
Organism: Acanthosepion pharaonis
Lineage: Eukaryota; Metazoa; Mollusca; Cephalopoda; Sepiida; Sepiidae
Source: the annotation of a GenBank genome assembly